Molecule: messenger RNA, 1226 nt
Organism: Anarrhichthys ocellatus (wolf-eel)
Lineage: Eukaryota; Metazoa; Chordata; Actinopteri; Perciformes; Anarhichadidae
Gene: vbp1
Product: von Hippel-Lindau binding protein 1
Exons: 6
Coding region: 52-639 (195 amino acids)
Biological process (GO): microtubule-based process; protein folding; tubulin complex assembly
Cellular component (GO): cytoplasm; prefoldin complex
Molecular function (GO): tubulin binding
Source: RefSeq, a predicted model, not a curated record
GUUGGACGUAAGGAAGGAAGAGGCAGGAAGGCGUUAGCUUCUCUCUCCAAGAUGGCGGCGACCAUAGACAACAGCAAUGCCGUUCAGGCGACAAAGAGGAAGCACCUCGGGAUCCCUGAAGCCGUGUUUGUGGAGGAUGUCGACUCUUUUUUGAAGCAGCCGGGCAACGAGACGGCGGACUCGGCGCUGAGGAAGCUGGACGAACAGUACCAGAAAUAUAAGUACAUGGAGCUCAACCUGUCGCAGAAGAAACUCAGGUUGAAAAGCCAGAUCCCACAAAUCACACAGACGCUAGAAAUCCUCCGACACAUGCAGAAGAAGAAGGAGACCACGGCGCCCAUGCAGACACACUUCAUGUUGGCCGACAACGUUUACUGCAAGGCCUCGGUGCCGCCCACCGACAAAGUCUGCCUAUGGCUCGGGGCGAACGUCAUGUUAGAGUACGACAUAGACGAAGCCCAGGCGCUGCUAGAGAAGAACCUGACCACGGCGUCUCGUAACCUGGAGACUCUCGAGGACGACCUGGACUUCCUGCGAGACCAGUUCACCACCACCGAAGUCAACAUGGCACGAGUCUACAACUGGGACGUGAAGAGACGGAGCAAAGAGAACAUCCUCAAAUUAGCAGACAAGUCUUAAUACCAUCACACACACACACACACGCACCUCUCUGCUCAGCAUCUUCUCCUUUAUCAAAUAAAGAAAGCAACCCAAGUCAUGUGUAUGUUUCACCCGGAGCUCGGCGGAUCAGAGGCGCGUUAGAAAUUAACGUGUCCUCUGUGAAGUGGACCUCUCUCCUCUGUUGAUUUGUUUAAAGUAUUUUUUCAAGUAAAAAAUAAGAAAAAACCUGAAGCAACACGGCCAUUUUUUGUAUUCUUUUUAAUGAUUUAAGUAUUCUGCUGUUUAUCUUUGGAAGAUUCUGAGUGAGGGUUCUCUCGCGUCGCCUUUUCUUUCCUCCUCACUGACCGGCAACAACGUUCACACAUACGAGACUUCUUUAGUUGUUGAAAGGCGGCGACUCGCCGUCUCACUCUGUAGAAUCAGGCUUGUAGGACGACAGAAGAAUACAGAAUCGGACCAGUCGGGCCUUUGUGACGGUGGUCUUGCUCCUCUUCAUCAUCCUCCUCCUCUUCCUCCUCGCCGCUCUUCUGUCUGUAUUUAUUUGUCUCUCACUGUACUCAUUAAACAAUGAAUGAAGUAAACGGAACAUUUGGGCAAAGAGACGA